GGGGCGGGGCUUGUGCCACGAGGAAUGGCGGCCAGGGCGGAAGCGGAGUCCGAAGCCGGUGCCGCUGCUGAGUCUCCGGCCGCGUUGUCUCUGGAGGCGGCGCUGGUGGAGUCCAACUUCCAACUGACGCCGUCUGCGCGGAAGGCUCGGCCUUCGGACUUGGUGGCUCUAGCAGAGCAGGUGCAGAAGGCCGAUGAUUUCACCCGAGCAAAUGCCUGCAACAGACUGACCGUCAUAGCAGAACAAAUCCGGUACUUGCAGGAACAAGCCAGAAAGGUUUUGGAAGAGGCUAACAGAGAUGCUGAUCUGCACCACGUUGCCUGCAAUUUUGUGAAAAAGCCGGGCAAUGUCUACUACCUGUACAGGCGGGAUAGUGGCCAGCGCUAUUUCUCCAUGCUUUCACCUAAGGAAUGGGGGGCCAGCUGCCCAAGCGAGUUCCUUGGUGCCUACAAACUGCAGCACGACAUGUCCUGGACUCCUUCGGAUGACAUUGAGAAGCGUGACGCUGAGCUCAACGUUCUCGAGAAGCUGCUAAACCAGCAAGCGGCCCUACCCUCCUGCAGCGAGCCCAACUUCAGAGGCCUUACUAUGUAAUGGUGGACCUAGACCAACUCCUCCUCCCAACUCGGUGCCUUCCACACACUCAGUGGGACCACAACUCCCAUCAGUUUCAGCGUUGUUGUUGUUUUUGGACUACAACUCCCAUCAGUCCCAGCCGGUUCUACUUUCUGGUGCUGAUGGAAGUUGUAGUCCAAUAUAUCUGCAGGGCCCCAGGUUAAAGCAGCACAUGGAAGGCUGUAGCUGCAUACCAGGUCAAUCUUGCUGCUGAACAAGGAGGCUCCAUCCCAAUAUCAUCACAACUAAUUAAAACAAAACCAAAAACAUACACGAGAAUUGUCCUGCUGUAUCAGGGAUGGACAGAAGACAGAUCAGGAUUUGCUGGGAGAUCUGCAAUAGAUCAAGAAGAGGUUCUGACUCCUGAAUUACGUACGCUGCAUCCAAAUAAGCUAUCCUCCGAACAGAUCUGAUGAAAUUAAUAGUAAAUAUAUUGAAAAUAA
This is a messenger RNA of Lacerta agilis (Sand lizard), 1058 nucleotides long. It is a transcript of the gene C8H1orf50, whose product is annotated as chromosome 8 C1orf50 homolog. NCBI's taxonomy places the organism in Eukaryota, Metazoa, Chordata, Lepidosauria, Squamata, Lacertidae. The coding region runs from base 25 to 594 and encodes 189 amino acids. The record is from RefSeq and is a predicted model, not a curated record. The transcript has 4 exons.